Limanda limanda (common dab) is the source of this 7645-nucleotide messenger RNA. RefSeq names its product sodium-dependent multivitamin transporter-like. Lineage: Eukaryota; Metazoa; Chordata; Actinopteri; Pleuronectiformes; Pleuronectidae. The transcript is spliced from 18 exons. Bases 272 to 2185 code for a protein of 637 amino acids. Gene Ontology annotation, cellular component: membrane. Gene Ontology annotation, biological process: sodium ion transport; biotin transport; pantothenate transmembrane transport. Gene Ontology annotation, molecular function: sodium-dependent multivitamin transmembrane transporter activity. The record is from RefSeq and is a predicted model, not a curated record.
UGAACACGAAGCGGCCGCUGCUCCACGUUCAGCAGCGAGGAGCGAGCAGAGUGAUCAUGAUGGGAUUGGACUAAGACAUCCCCCUCCAGUGCACUCACCUCUCAGUGGCCAGUGUGUCCCAGCAGCAGCAGCAGCAGCAGCAGCUUGAUCCCAGUAGCUCUCAGUUGGGCUUCCUGUUGGAGAGGUGCUUUCAUUGACAUCUAAACCAGCGUCAGGUGCUGUGCUCCCAUCGGCUUUCCCUGCCCCGACCCUCUCCAAAUACAGGGUCAUCAUGGGGGAGAUAGUCCAGAUGCAAUUCAGUACGGUGGACUAUGUCAUCUUUGCCUUGCUGCUGGUGGCCUCAGCUGGGAUCGGCCUCUUUUAUGCCUUCUCCGGUGGACGCCAACGCACAACACAGGAGUUCCUGAUGGCCGACCGCUCCAUGAGCUGCCUCCCUGUGUCGCUGUCCCUGCUGGCCACUUUCCAGUCUGCGGUGGCCAUCCUGGGGGCUCCGUCUGAGGUGUACACCUUUGGAACUCAGUACUGGUUCCUGGGCUGCUCCUACUUUUUGGGCCUGCUCAUCCCAGCUCACAUUUUUAUACCAAUCUUCUACAGGCUGCGACUGUCCAGUGCCUAUGAGUAUCUGGAGCUGCGCUUUAACAAGACGGUUCGCAUAUGUGGGACUGUGACGUUCAUUUUCCAGAUGGUCAUUUAUAUGGGAGUGGUCCUAUAUGCUCCAGCCUUGGCCCUUAAUGUAGUGACAGGCUUUGACCUUUGGGGGGCAGUGCUUGCACUGGGAUUGGUGUGCACGUUGUACACAGCUCUGGGGGGUCUGAAGGCGGUGAUGUGGACUGAUGUGUUCCAGACCGUGGUGAUGUUUGUGGGACAGCUGGCAGUGAUUAUAGUAGGGGCCAGUCAGGCAGGGGGCAUUGGUGAGGUCUGGAGGAAAGCUACCAAUGGCAGCCGCAUUUCUGGACUAGACCUGAACCCAGACCCUACAGAGCGUCACACCUUCUGGACUCUGGGUGUGGGGGGAAUCUUCCUGAUGCUCGCUCUGUACGGGGUCAACCAGGCCCAGGUCCAGAGAUACCUCAGCGCACGCUCAGAGAAAGAAGCCGUCAUGUCCUGCUAUGUCGUCUUCCCAUGCCAGCAGAUCGUCCUGUGUUUAGGUUGUCUGAUGGGUCUGGUCAUGUUUGCUCGCUAUGGAGAGGACAGCCCUCUGGACAAGGGUUAUGUCAAAACGAAUGAUCAGAUGGUGCUUUACUUUGUGAUGGAUGUAUUCAGGGAUCUGCCCGGGCUCCCAGGCCUGUUUGUAGCCUGUCUCUUCAGUGGUGCUCUCAGUACUAUCUCAUCAGCCUUCAAUUCCCUGGCUACAGUAACUAUGGAGGACCUGAUUAAACCCUAUUUUCCAAACAUGACUGAAGCCAAAGCCACACUGAUGUCUAAAGGACUUGCCUUGGCCUAUGGCCUGGUGUGUUUGGCUAUGGCCUACCUCGCCUCCUUGAUGGGAUCUGUGCUGCAGGCAGCCUUCAGUAUCUUCGGGAUGGUGGGUGGUCCCCUGCUCGGCCUCUUCUGUCUAGGGAUUUUCUUCCCCUGGGCAAACUCGACUGGUGCAUUGGUCGGUUUGUUUACUGGCCUCGCCAUGGCCUUCUGGAUCGGCAUUGGCAGUUUUGUGAUGCGUAUGACAGCUUCCACCGCAGCACCCCUUCUCAACACCACUGCUCUACCCCUGUUUGAAAACAUGACCACCGCUGUCAUGACCACACUGGUCAAGCCAAGGCCGACAGGUGUGGAGGCACUCUACUCAUUGUCCUACAUGUGGUACAGUGCUCACAACUCAACCACUGUGGUGGUGGUCGGACUAAUAGUCAGCUUUUUAACAGGACCCAUGAAGGAGAAGGAGCUGACCCCGGGCACAGUGUUUCCAGUCCUGGGCACGCUGCUCUUCUUUCUGCCUGAACGCUACAGAGAAAAGCUCUGCUGUGUCACUCCUCUGACUCCGAAGCCCAAAGAAAUCAGCACGCAACCUUAUCUCAUGGCCAAGAAGGACAGCAACGGAGCAGCGCACUGCAAAGAGGACUCGGCCGCAGAGGACAAAGAGACGGACAGCGACAGAACACAGACACAGGACGAAGACCUGGCAAUUAAGAUCGCUCUGUCCUCAAGCCCUCCGACGACCCAGACAGUUCAGGAGACGUCCUUGUGAUCAUUUUCUCAUUUCUUAAUAACACACACACUCAUACACACUUUGAAUGACACUGGUUGAGCCAGUUUCUUUGAGGGAGAUGCAGCUAAAGACAGAUCAUAGAUGUGGAGUCCAAAACUAAUCUAAAGAUAUAAUAGAAAGAGCUUCUGGACUUCAGUUUCUGUGUAGAUGUGGGUUUUUUUAACUACUCUUUCCCAAACACUAAAAACUGGAAGCUAACUUUUGCCAAGCCGGAACAGAGCGUACGCACAAAAGACAGCGAUCCAUAAAGGAACUAGUCUGCUGGUGUCUGUUUUCGACUCCGAUGCUUUAGGGUCCAGGUGUGUGCAGUUUGAAGUUAGGAAACUGGGCAGCUCCUUUGCACAAUGAGCUGUUCUGCUGUGGCUGGAUCCUGUCAUUACGUUUGACAAAAGAAAAAUAAUAAUUCAGGUAGAUAUAAAUGUGUUAUUUUUGUAGAGAGAGAACGUGGAACCAUAGAUAUCCCAGAAUGUGUAUCAGAGAAUAUAAUAAGAAAAGAAAAUAAUGUCUAGAGAGACUGAACUCCACUUGAUGGCAUGACAUGCCUGUGCUACUGUGAUAGGGUGUCUUUACAUGGCCUUGGUCUAAUACUAAUAGUCGCCCUCUAGCUGCUAUUAUACGUCCCGUGACAAAGAGUUGGUGAAAACAUAGCUGUGUGUUCAGACGUGGGCGGACGUGGUGGUCAGACGGGGCGGCCACAUCAGACGGAGCAGAGUAAUUCCCUGACUGACACCUUGGUACAGUGCAUGAGCAGAAAUCAAGCCAGUGGGUGAACAGAGCUGCCUCCUCCACACACAUGUUCCACUGGUUUCCACAGAAGACGUUAAUAUUUUCCAAUUAACAAUCAUUAGUUAUAGAUUUGGUCAAUUUUAUUAUAUUAAUCAUGACUGGCUGAGGUGUUGGACCUAUAAAAUGCAGCAUAUUGCAUAAACCACUACUGUGAAUGUAGUGUCCAUGUUUAGUUGUUGGAACUCUUGAGCAAAAUCGUUAAAACAAUUCAGACCCCUCGACUUUUAUCAUACAUGUUUAUGUUGUAGCCUUAUGCUGAAAUAAAAAAAAUAGUUCCUUUCCAAUCAUUACUCCCUUUUCCAGAAUGAAACGGAUUUUAGAAUUAGUUUUCUUAAUUUAAAAAGAAAACCUGAAAUAAUAUAUAUAUAAGUACUUAGACAGAACCCUUUCUCUUUAUCAUCUUUGAGAUGUUUCUAGACCUCGACUGAGUUCACAUAGUAGACGUGAGUAGUGUAUGUAAUGUCUCACAGCUGAGAAUGUAUAUAAAUGUACAAUCAGAGCUGUCAGGUGGAAGGAGCUGCCUGUAGAGCUCAGAGACAGGAUUGGGUCUUAGGGAGGGCUGCAACCAAACUAGUGCUUCACUGAAGUUCUCAAAGAGCCACAGUGGCCUCCAUAACUCUUAAAAGAAAGAAGUUUGGAACUACUCUGACUCUUCCUAGAAUUGUCCGACCAAACAGAGCAGUCAUGGGGGGGAGAGACUUGGUAAGAGAAGUGAUUUGAUACUGAAUGUUCAUGGAUGUGAGAAAUUAGUGUUAAUUUAGCAUAAAGCUGCAACAUAACAAAAUGUGAAAAGUUUAGGGGUCUGAAACCUUAAGAAUUCACUGUAACUUUUAAAACUGUUUCCUUUGACUGGGACACGUGUUUUAAAAGUAACGGUUUGAGGAGUAUAGUGAAUCUGUUGAUCAGGGGAGUUUGUUUUUUAAUGGACACUUCACAGAACAUUGUGCUGCUUAAAAUACAGAGUUCUGUAGUUUUCCAUUGUGUUCUAAUCAGUGUUGUGUUGCUCAAACACAACCCCAUGAAAUUAGGUUGCUCACUGACCUGGUGUGAGCGUUCCACACCUGGUAUCUUUGGUUUCCCUUCGAUUUAAAACUGUGCAGCGCUAGUGGCUCAGUGACAUCUAUAAACAUCACUGUACGUCCCCACAGUUUCCGUGGGUUUACAGCCGCUCUCAUCCGAUGUGACCGCCCUGGAUAAAGCUCAGCUCUGCUCAGAAUGCCACACAGAAGCCGUCUGGUCCUUCAGAUGGACCUACUUUACUUACAUCAGGCAUCUCCUCCAUGUAUUUGCCUGUGAAGAUGGUUAAGUCUUCUCCGAUUGUUUUGUAUUGUGAACAUGAUAAAGUGCAUCUUUUUUUCUUAAAUUUGAGGUCGUCAGUGCCAUGUGGCAUGUUGCGUAAUAGUGUGGUUUGGACCGUUUUUAACACAGUCUAGCUCGUCAUUGUAAUCGUCAAAUUUUUUUGGAAUCACAGAAUUCUUGAACAUCACCACUUCACCAUUUUAAGUCAGUUAUUGCCACUGUGAUGUGUUGUGUGUGUGUGUGUGUUGUCUGUGUGUGCAUGUGAGUUCAAUGUUUUCAGUCUGUACGGUCUAUGCUCUUGCACAGUGGACUCCAUGUCAAGAGCCUGUGGUGAUGUGAUACAAUGUGUCUGUUUUCUGCAGGUUAUGGUGAGUACCUGUCUCUGUCGCCUUACACCUUCCUCCUUAAAGCAACACUAUGUAACGGUUACCGAGCAGCAGCGCCCUCUGCUGCCACACCUGUUGAUUAUUCUGUUGGUCUCCGUUUCUGAGCCAUUAAGUGCUUUUCAUGUAUAGAAAACGUGUGCCUCAAUGGGUGUCAUGCAAGAACCGAAAAUAUUUAAUAUUAGGUAGUGAGAACCAGUGAUUUAGGAGAACUUGCUGCUUUUACGUUUUUUUUCCUGGUACGAACAGAAUUGACAAGUUGUCCAGACUUAUUUCAUUAGUUUGAAGCAAUUACAUUCACAUAAUAUACAAAUUAGCCCUUGUUAUUAUGUUGACAUUUACGGUUUAACUCUUGAAUUAGAUUCUAAACAGCUCUGCUUCAGUCGGUCUCUGACGCUGCUAAAAGUCCAGACUUUUCUCUCUGAAAUCAAGACUUGUUUUUUUUACUUUGAUGUCAUUGUCGUCACUGACACUGCUGACAUGGGGCAGGAGGCGUAGCCUUGUAUGGUGUAAUUAAGGCAAUAUGUAUGCAAACUUGCUAAUCUUGUGCCGGCUCGCUCAAAUUCACACAUUUAUCAUGUUUCCACACCUCAUUUCCACACGAUGCUGUAAGAGCAAGUGUUUCUUGACUCUGACGUGACAUGUUCGUACAAACUGACCAUACAAUGAGAUGUAAGAGAAAGAAUAGAAGCAUGUUCUUGCAUGAGGCCCAAUGUGUUGACCGGGCUCUGCGUAAUGCUACUGGCUGAACCUAAACCCAACUGAGCGGUGGAUAUUACCCAGGAUCCCCGGCUUCCUUAACCAGAAGAGCUGCUGCUGUAACAAAUCCACCAAACUCAGUUUAGAACAUUCUAAAUAUUUGAGUUUUUUUUGCUGAAUAUCACAGAUAAACGCUUUAAUGUUUGAAUGACUUCUUAGUCUUUUGCACUGGUCUACAGUUCAGCAUUAUCUUGAACUUGUUGGACCUGAUUCUGACAAUUUAUCAUUAUUUAAUUUUAUUUAUUAAAUAUUGAUCAGUUCCACACUAAAGGAGAUUGUAUCCGCUCACCAAAGUUACAUAGAGCAAGAGCAAAUGUUCGGAGUGAAGAGUGGAAAUGAAAGAGGAAACAUUUUCCCUAUUCGAAGUCACUGAAUCAUCAAACUCCUUUUGAUAUUUUAAGGUAAAAAGUUGCAUAGUGUUGCUUUAACUUCUCAGUUACAGUUUUAUUCUAAGUACUCACCAGACAAUCAAGGUCACACAGUUCAGCAGCAGAAUUUUGAAUCUGCUUAGUUAAUGUCAUUGCUCUGAAAAGGAUUAUGGACCUUGGGGACCUCUGAUCCCUCAGCUUGAAUGUUGAGCCCUUUUAAAACCAGCCUAUUACACAACUGACAUGUUUGUACCAUCACCCUGACAUUUAGAAAUACCUCAAGUUAUCCCAAAGCAUAUAGAAUAUGAAUCUUUUUCAUGUUUUAUAAUUUGUUUUGUUUUUUACCAACAAAUGUAUUUGAGAUCUCAUUUGUAUAUUUAUCUAAUUUCACGUAAAAGCCUGCGAACAUUUCAUGAAAUGAAAUGUGAAAUUCUAUAUGCAAGAACCAUGAAAUGUUUUAAUUUUGUUAGUGAAUGUCAGACAGAAUGGGGGAAUGUGACAGUCCACACGAAGAUCUCCACGAACUGGAGCAUCGCACACGCUAUUAGCGUUACUUCAGAGCACUAGCAUCUUCUGCCUUAGACAGCAUUUCAUUGUUCCUCCCCAAAUUCUAACUGUCCUAUUCACGCAAUUUUCAAAACAUUUAAUGGUUCCAAGAGAUUUUUUUUACCUCCUUUUAAAUUCCAUGUGCCUGCGUCUACUUUAUUUAUGAUUGCAUUUUGUGGAAUCCUCCUUCAUACCUGAAAUUACUUGAAGUGUGAGUCUGAGAUGUUAAUGAUACACAAUUAAAGCCCUUCUUUAAAAUUAGGGAACAUAGUUCAAGUGCUGUCUUUAAUUAUAAUAAUAAUAAUGUCCUUUCUAAACUCUGACUGCUAACACACCUAAUAAAGCACAAUGAGGUCAGAGCUCGGUAGUCAUGCUACUGAAGAAGAACCUGACUGAAGCCAUCAGUUGGUGUAAAGCAAUUCAGAUACGUCUUCAUGAUGAUGUGUAGCUUUAGACUUUCUGCAAGAACCUGAAUAUUUUAUCAUAUGUGGCCUUUUUUACUGGAACGCACAAUAAUACUGUUGUGAAUAUGGUUUGUAAAAGAGAAGCAGGGACACUUAGUAAUUUCCAGCAACAAUAAAUAUUGUUUUGAACAAUAUUUAUUAUAUUUGUUGUUCCACCCACCAAGAAUUCUUCCUGCAAUGCAUUCCAAAAAAAAAAAAAAAAACACAACCCCAGAAGCACUGGAGUCACCAUAUGGUUUCUCUGCUUUGGUCUGUGCCUUCAUGAUUAUUAUUUUUAUAAUUUAUAAAGUAACCUGUGAAGUUUUCAUCCACAGCCCAGGUCUGAACCAUGUGACGUCUGUCCCAGAGUGGAAGAAACCUGGAUGAGUUAAUAAAUUGUACACAUGUAAUAAUUUAUCUCUGGAAUAAUACAAAACCCUGUUUUAAUCUCUCUAAUGACGAAGGAGAAACCUGAGCUACAAUGGUGUAAUGAUGGUUCUGUGGCUAGGAAAUGUAGGUGAUUAAAACAAAUAACCAGCAUUUAGUGAGAGAGUCUUUUAUCCAUCAUUCAACAUGUGUCCGCUACAAAUGAGCUACUGGUAUUUAGCAGCAGAAGAAGAAGCACAUGAACAUAUUUAUCUUCUAACAUGAUGAGAGCAAUAACUGGAGUUCUUGCAAAAUAUAAAAAAAACCGAAUCGUUCUUCAGUCAUUUCUGUUGGAUUUAAAUUAUAUUGUUAAAUGUACGAGCACUUCUGAGAUGCCCCAUUUAUGUGUUUCCCUGUCGUAUGGAUGUAUGAAAAUCUGAUUUAUAAGUCGUACCUGAAAUAAGAUGUUAUUAAAAAAUUCUAUCAUUC